Lineus longissimus is the source of this 2839-nucleotide messenger RNA. RefSeq names its product gelsolin-like protein 1. The record is from RefSeq and is a predicted model, not a curated record. Bases 72 to 1172 code for a protein of 366 amino acids. NCBI's taxonomy places the organism in Eukaryota, Metazoa, Nemertea, Pilidiophora, Heteronemertea, Lineidae. Gene Ontology annotation, biological process: barbed-end actin filament capping; actin polymerization or depolymerization; actin filament severing. Gene Ontology annotation, cellular component: actin cytoskeleton; cytoplasm. Gene Ontology annotation, molecular function: actin filament binding; phosphatidylinositol-4,5-bisphosphate binding. The transcript has 12 exons.
CCAGGACUAUUAUAGCCCCUGCAGGAUGGACUGGUAUGGCAUAGGCCUACCCCGACCGAUUGAACCUCUGCAUGGGCUUGAACAAGAUGCAAAAGGCAAAGAAGUAUGACUGGAAAGACUCAAACAUGGCCCUAUUUGGGUCCGACACGGAAAAGAGCGUCAAAAAAGAGUCCGCUCAACAGGAGAAGGCUUGGGAAGCAACAGAAAACCUCGCAGGAACACAGACAGUGAUUUUCCGAGUAGUAAAAUUCAAAGUAACAGAGUGGCCAAAGGAACAGUAUGGAGAGUUCUAUAACGGCGAUUCUUAUAUUAUUUACCACCAAGAGAAAAAUGACGAGGAUGAUUCACUCGAAAAACAUGUUCACUUCUGGAUCGGGAAAUAUAGUACCCAGGACGAGUACGGCACUGCAGCUUACAAGACCGUCGAGUUGGAUACCUUACACGAUGAUGAGCCCAUCCAGCAUCGCGAGGUUCAAGGAAACGAAUCUGCCUUGUUCAAGUCUUACUUCGAAGACCUCACGCUUCUCAAGGGAGGUGCCGAGACCGGAUUUAGGCGCGUUUUGCCAGAGGCCUACUCGCCACGCCUGUUUCAUAUACAGAAAAUUGGCAGAAAAAUACAAUCAACUCAGGUCUCGCUCAAGAAAGGUAAUCUUACCUCCGAUGACGUUUUCCUCAUAGACCUUGGUUCGAAAAUUUACCAGUGGAAUGGAUCGAAGUGCAGUCAUGACGAAAAGUUUAAGGCUGCCCAAGAAAUCCAACGGAUAGCGAGCUCCCGUGGCAAGUGUAAAUCAGAAACGUUGGAGGAAAAUUCAACUUCAUCGGAUCACCCCGCAUUGAUCGUUCUGAAGGACGGGGAGAUCAAAAAGAAGCCAUUGGGAGAGAAGAUUGUACCCAAGUUAUUCUGCGUCUCCGAUGCGGACGGUCCGCUAGACCUGGAAGAAAAAGCGAGCGGGAGUGAUGUAUCUAAAGACAAGUUAAGCAGUGAUGAUAUUUACAUCAUCGAUUUGGAAGACCACUGUUAUUGCUGGGUUGGUUCUGGGGCCUCCAUAGACGAGCGGAGAAACGGAUUAACUUAUGCGUCAAAUUAUCUCAACAAAACUGACCACCCCUACAACCCGAUAUCUGUCGUAUCAGAAGGAAAGGAAGAUCAGGCAUUCAAAGAAAGCUUUUAAUUGAUGCACUUGCAUCUUUAUCGUGAAGUGAACAAGAUCUAGUAACCAUAUAAUAAAGCCAAAGUAUAACUUACUUGUUACAUGUACUUUUAGCCGUGAUAAUGUUUUUUUUAAACACUUAUCAAGUUCGGUUGAAUUGACUGUGCUUAAGUAAUUGUUUGCCUGCACACAUACGGUGACGGCUAUAACUUGCGAUUUUUGUAACUCAACAUUACCAAAAAAUAGAGCUGAUAAUCACUAACUUUUAUAUGUUAUCGCUUUCUUUACCCUGCAUUAAUUCCAAAUAUGUUACAUAGCGAGAGAAGAAGACAGGUCUGUUUUAACACUAGAAUUCAAGCGGAACGAACUCACUGAAAUCUGUCAACAAACGCAGAUGGUCACUGCUGUUGUCUAGUGUCAGACACGGUUCUAAUCGUCAACCACGAAUUAUGCAGUUUAGGGAAAUACUGGAACUGGGAUGAGGUCAAAGAUUUGGAAAUAUUUUCAUAUUAUUUUCAUCUUGCAACCAACAAUUGGGUGGCUUCAGUCAUAUACUCUUCGUGUAAUCUCGUGUUGUUUUUAUGCGGGCAGAAAAUGUCACAGCGAUAUGUCUACCGAUUUCUGAUGUAAACAUGUUCGAAAGAAGUGGAUAGGUAUUGCAUAUAUUAGAAUCUUGUGAUCAUAUUAUAUAUACAUGUAACAUUAGAACGUUACAUUUUUUGUAGACUUGUUAAAUGUGAUGUGAGAACUACGAUGUUUUAGAUGCACUAGGACCCCACUCGCUUACCAUGUUAGCUCCUUAAAGGCAUAUCACCGUAACAAACAUAUAACAUAAUAAGCAACAAGCCUUGAUAGGUAUAUAAUUACUCUCUAUUGAAAGCUCUGUGUGUGCGUGUCACAGUUAAAGAAAAUAUCAUGAGGGAAGAACAACGCAGUAUUACCGCAAACGGUUCUCGUUCCGUUCCCCGUUAUCGGAUACCAUCAUGGUUAUUUAUUCAUGACAUCAUGGAUUAGAGAAAUUAGUUUCGCAUUCCCGACCGAGAUCCAGCAGUGACUGACGAUUUCAAAGGUUUUCCGUGUUUUGACCGACUGUUUAUCACGCUAUCUCGACUUAUCAAAAAGAAAACUGUAUCUGGUCAUAUUAUGGUCAAUAUGAAAAAGGUCAUUUAUCGUCGAAUGUCUCUUAACAAAAUUGCCAGUAUUUGUUUGCGAUGGAGCCAACGGGUUCCAAGGCCUGAUUCACGGUAUCCGCUUUCAAAGACGGGAAGACCACCUGAUGCCCUAAAACUGAUGUCGUCAUGAACAAAAAGUUGUCAUUCUCGGCGGAACAGUAUUUAUGACGAAAUUUAUUCACGAGUCUGGCAAAUCCAUGAAUACGUUCCUAUAUAUGUUCACAGUAAAUGAUCGGGGUAGUCGUUACCUUAUUACAGUAGUUUAGAAGAAGUGUUCAACCCAUUCAUCCUUAUUAGCACUGAGCUUAUGGUGUCGUAAACCUUAUUGAUCGUUUUGAAUGGUUGUUCGUGCUAUUACAGGUUCACGUGACCUUAACCCAAUCUUUAUUAUUACAUGUGACAUAUUUAUUCUCAUAUGUACCUAGGGUUUCAUCCUAUGUUUAUGUGGUGUUACAUGCACUCCUGCUCUUCCUCUACUUUGUAAAUAAAAGUAUUUCAUAUUUCCUGGCCAAAACG